This is a messenger RNA of Thrips palmi, 1642 nucleotides long. Its product is annotated as 5-hydroxytryptamine receptor-like. Gene Ontology annotation, cellular component: membrane. Gene Ontology annotation, biological process: adenylate cyclase-activating adrenergic receptor signaling pathway. Lineage: Eukaryota; Metazoa; Arthropoda; Insecta; Thysanoptera; Thripidae. The coding region runs from base 1 to 1629 and encodes 542 amino acids. The record is from RefSeq and is a predicted model, not a curated record. Gene Ontology annotation, molecular function: G protein-coupled receptor activity. The transcript has 5 exons.
AUGGCGGCGGAGACGACGCUGUCCGGGCUGCUGGUGUCCGCGGCCAGCUCGCUGGCCAGCCUGGGCGGCGUGGUGGUGGAGCCCAGCGACACCUCACUGGACGCCGCCGAGGACGUCAACGCGAGCCUCCGCAACGCCACGGCCCUGGACGCGCAGGACGAGAGCUACGUGCUCAUGGUGUCCGUGUCGCUGAUGCUGGCGCUGCUCAUCCUGGCCACCGUCAUCGGCAACGUGUUCGUGAUCGCCGCCAUCCUGCUGGAGCGCAACCUGCAGAGCGUCGCCAACUACCUGAUCGUGUCGCUGGCCGUGGCCGACCUCAUGGUGGCGUGCCUCGUCAUGCCGCUGGGCGCCGUCUACGAGAUCUCGCAGGGCUGGAUCCUGGGGCCCGAGCUGUGCGACAUGUGGACGUCCAGCGACGUGCUGUGCUGCACCGCCUCCAUCCUGCACCUCGUGGCCAUCGCCAUGGACAGGUACUGGGCGGUGACCAACGUGGACUACAUCCACACGCGCAACAAGCAGCGCAUCGUGGCCAUGAUCGUGGUGGUGUGGGCCGUGGCGCUGGUGGUGUCGCUGGCGCCGCAGUUCGGCUGGAAGGACGUGGACUACCUGCACCGGAUCAACGUGCAGCAGCGCUGCCUGCCCUCGCAGGACGUGGGCUACCAGAUCUUCGCGACCUGCUCCACCUUCUACGUGCCGCUGCUAGUCAUCCUGGGCCUCUACUGGAACAUCUUCCAGACGGCGCGGCGACGCAUCCACCGCCGGCACGCGCAGCGCAACGCCGUGGCGCAGGGGCUGUACGGUGCGGGUCUCGGCAAGCAUCCCUCUCUCUCUCUCUCUCUGUCUCUCUUACGGCGCCCCGAGCCCCGCCAUGAACGCUCCUGCGUUGCAGCCACGGCCAUCCUGCCCACGACGGGCGUCGCCAACGUGGUCUGCAAGCGGCGCUUCCUUCGCAUGCGGCGCUACUCGUCGGUGGAGACCAACAACAGCAAGAACUCGUCGGUGCGCGCGGGGGCGGGCUGCCAGCCCGAGGGCCAGUCCACGUCCACGGUCCUCGAGGCCGACGCCGAGUCGUCCGCCACCAAGGUGACGGCGCUGGUGCGGCAGGACUCCGAGGACGUGUACACGUCGUACGAGCCGCAGCCCGGCACACUGCCCGGCGACACGUGCCUCUCCGUGGUGGCGGCGGGGGCCGUGCUCACGCUGCCGUCCAGCGCCACGGAGCCGCCCGCCUCGGAGAACCGCAAUGAGAUGACGGUGAAGCGCGCCGUGGAGAUGAUCAAGCAGAACCCCAUCGUGUCGCGCAAGGAGAAGCGGGAGACGCUGGAGGCGAAGCGCGAGCGCAAGGCAGCCAAGACGCUGGCCAUCAUCACGGGGGCCUUCGUGGUGUGCUGGCUGCCCUUCUUCAUCAUGGCGCUGCUCAUGCCGCUGUGCGCGCAGUGCGAGAUCAACCCGCACCUCGCCAGCUUCUUCCUGUGGCUCGGCUACUUCAACUCGACGCUCAACCCCGUCAUCUACACCGUGUUCAGCCCCGAGUUCCGGCAGGCCUUCAAGCGCAUCCUGUACGGCGGCCGGCACCCGCGCAACGGCCGCGGCCGGACCAGGGACUUCCGGACGAGCGGCCGGCGGUAGGGGCGGUGCUGUC